Molecule: messenger RNA, 4508 nt
Organism: Sardina pilchardus (European sardine)
Lineage: Eukaryota; Metazoa; Chordata; Actinopteri; Clupeiformes; Clupeidae
Exons: 5
Coding region: 207-809 (200 amino acids)
Source: RefSeq, a predicted model, not a curated record
UGGCCAGCCAAUCAUGUUUUUAAACCGGAGCAGCAUAUGAGGAGCAGACUGAACGCUCUGCAGUAUUCCUUUAUUUGGCGUUAUCGUUGGCAAUGCUGCAAUUCUGAAGGGUGGGGAAUACCGAAGACAUUUGAUCACAGGCUGUUCAUAAACUUCACACUCAAAAAGUGCAUGUCCCAUAUUCUGGUAUUCGCUGCAGAAGUGAAAUGGAAUCUGACAGCAGCAACAAGCCAAGGGGAGAAGGUAAAUCUCAAAGAAUGGAUGACAUUUCUCUGGGGUACUCUUCAAUGGACACAGGGCUUGUCUUUAGCAGAGUGGAUGCUAAAACUAGAGGCAGCGACUGCAGAGCCGCUCCACCUGAGAUGUGUGUGAUGGACAGCAGCUCAGAACCUCAAGAGCUACACAGCCAAAUAGUGACAGAACCCUCCGUACAACAGUCAAGGUCUUCGUCUAAGCAAUGGUCCAUCAAAAGCAAAAAUUGCAUCUUCACUGGACUUGUUUUGAUCAGCGGUUUGGCUUUGUUAUGGAUUACACCAUCAGAGAACAGUGUGGGUAAAACCGGUUCUGGCAACAGUGCCUCUGGUAAGACCAUCCUGGAAAAAGACGCCUUCAGAGAGGAGGCGUCCUCAGUGGUUGUCCCUAAACAUUGUGAGAUCCACAAUGGCAUCAGUGCAAAUGCCACACCCAGUGUCACUGAUAAACUUGUAUCAGGCAGGUUAUUUGACACCAUAGAUAAGAUUCAAGGGGUCCCCCUGUUCUCAGUAGUGAUCCCACAAGGGAGAUCACAGAGGAGGAGAGGGACAUGGUGAGAUGGACCCAAACCAACUUAGGAGAGGAAGUUCUGAAGUUCAACAUUGUCUUGUACACUGGAGAGGAUCAGCUUGAGGGUAAAACUGUGGAGGCUUUUCUAACCGAGAGCUUUUCUGACGUCCAGUGCCUCGUGAGAAGCUGUGCAGGACGUUACCACAUUUUCAACAGCAGAGACAGACAAGUUGAGAGUCAGGUCACAACGCUGCUGGAGAAGGUGGUUGCCCUUCUCAGUGAGAAAAAGGGAGUGUCAUACACCUAUGAGAUGUAUGACAGAGUCCAGAGAGAGGCUCAGAGAAAAAUAGAGGAGGCCAAGCGAGUCAUUCGAGAGGAGGAGAGGAGGAGGUGUGAAGAGAGGGAGAGAGAGAUAUGCACUGAAGAAAAAGAGAAAAGACAGCAGGAGAAGAAGAAGAUUAGAGAGAUGGAGAAGAAAAGGAGGGAGAUGAAGGUGAGAGACGUGAAAGAUGAAGAGGAGUGGAAGAGAGGGAACAUGGAAAGGAGGAUAAAGAGGGAGGAGAGAAAGAAGGGAGAGAGUCAAGUUUGGCUUUCUAUAAUAAAUUUUUUCUUCAAGUCAUAGUUGGAAAGGUGGUAUACCAGAUGCAUUUCAUUAAGUUAACACUAGAAGCGCCGCGCCGUUCUGACCCACUUAUACCUAGAAGCGCCGCGCCCCGGUCAUUUGACCGCUUUGACGACCUACUAGAAGCGCCGUGCUGUUGUGAACUACUUAAAGUGCGGCGAGGCGGUCAAAUGACCGCUGAGUCCUUAGACUGGGAGGCUUUUACUUACACAUAAUGAUCGCUAGAUGGCGCUUCGUGCACGAAUGAAAUCGUUUGGUCAUAAAUUCAGUUUGCACUAAACCAUGUGUCAUUCGUGUCAGACCGUGUUGUUGAUAAUCUGUGAUUGUUUGUUUCAUUAUGACAUACAGCACGUUUGAGUUAUCUGUUCAUGUAUUUGUGUUGAUUUGUGUUGUUUGAGGUAAAAACUUUGGAAGAGUUCUUGAACAAACCUUAAGCAACUUGACUUUCAACUAAAAUGCUCUAAAAGUGAAUGUCGCUAGUUCUAAUUCACUCCCCAAAUUCACCUCUAUUCAUUUAAUAGGUAGCCUAUAUGUUCGCGCCGCCGAAAAUGAUCGGACCUGGUCACCUGGAACAAAGAGCCUAACAGUCUGGUUUCAAUUACACAGUAGCCAGGAUUUCAUGCCGCAUUUUACAGGCUACCGUGGCUACUUUCUAAAACAACUUUCAUUCAUUUAGGGAGAAGCAUCUUAUAGGGUCUAGGCUAGCUACCUCGGAGGGAGGGAGAUAGAGAGAGCUAUGCUGAGCAGGCAUAGGCGUGAGAAGUAGCAUAAUUUAAAAUAAUGAGUGAAUGAAAUUCUCCGUUUUGCGAAUGUGUAGGCUAUGUUUGCGAUGUCUGCUGAAAAAAAGCUAUAGGCCUAUUCUUUCUAAGCUAACUUCUAUGUGAAUUCGAGAUUCAGCAUUGACACACACAUUUUCACGUGCCUGAUAAGCAAGGCUGUAGCUCACUGGUUAGAGCUCGGCCUGAGGACUCAAGGAGUGUUGGUUCGAUUCCCAACCUAUUCAUGACUGAAGUCCUUUUGAACAAGGCAUCAAUAAAGUAGGCUAUAUUCUAUUCUUUUCUAUUCACAUAACUAGACGCACGCUGGCGAAUUCGAACAUUCUGAAAUGCGCAUAUGCGAUGAAACAUUGCGCAUUCUUCCACGAGUUGCCUAAACAGUCAGCCUACAGACUAGUAGGCCUAUGCAGGGACAGAUAGAUGGGGUGGGGGUGGGGAAGCAGUUAAUUGUCCUCAUGCCUCGGUGAUGUCUGUAGCCUAGCCUAGACGAGUGUAUGGGGGAGGGGGGAUGAUCGGUUUCAAAUAGGCUGCAAUGGAUAGUGUUAUGUAUAGACCCCAAAGCCAUUUGCUUUGAGAACGGCUGGCUGAUGAAGUUGUUGGCUGGCUAGCUGGCUCAGCCAAAACCUUAAUGCAGCCGCCACAGUUUUCAUGACUGAUAAUGGCUUUAGUUGCCACUUCAUGUCUACAGAUGUGUAUAUUGUAUUAAAUAUCAACACACAAUGUUAUUGUAUUGUUUUGGACAACGUUCUGCACGUUUCACUUCAAUGUAGACUGCAUGCGUUCAUUGCGUUGUGAACGCGCAGCAAUCUCUGGAGAGGAAACGGUGGAAGUCGCAGCAGUAGCCUAAUAGCCUAUCACGUUCAAUGCUGUAAAUCCAUCUGUUCCAGAAUAUUUGGUUCAUAUCAUCAAUCUUUGGUUUUGGUGUUUGUGCAACCGCGGCCUUACGAUUUAACAAAAGUCUGAGUAACGUAGGAAUUAGGAAAGUAUGUAGGCCUAAGGUGAGAUCAAAAUCAGGCUAGGCUACUUUGUUUCCUUCUUUUCCCCAUGUCAUUUUCAUUGGUCGUCAACUCACUUUGAGUCCUGUGUAUCGUAGCAACAAGCACAAUACUGAUGUGGUGUGUCCAGUGGGAAAAUCUCAUGCAGGCCUAGUUUCUAAGCUAUCGUUUAUUUUUUCGCGUGUCACUAUGAUAUAAUUAUUUUAGAUGCAAAAAGUCUAACUGGCUUAGUUAAAGUUUGUCAGAUAGCGGCAGAAAAUGAUUGGCUGGCGAAAUUAUUUUUCGUUAAUGGUAGGCCUAAACAUAUUGUGAUUCAUCCGUUUAUUUCAGAUAGGUUGUUAUUAAAAACCAUUAACAAAAAAUAAUUGUUCAUCGACAUUGAAAAACGGUCAGUAAAUUAAAUCGAUAUAAGGUUCUGUAUUUCGCUCCUGCCAAGAUGUGAACACGGGUCUCCGGUGUUGCAGACAGGAGUGUUAACGCUGCGCCACUUGACAUUGUACGAAGAUUGCGUUAGGAUAGGUAUUUGACUUGACGUAACUCAGUCAGUCCAGCAAAUAUGUAAGAAAAUGCUUAUACAUUAGUCUGAGCUUUAAAAGAUAGCCUACAAAUAGAAGAUAAGAUAUACAACUAUGAAUGUACGUAAGCAUACGCGCCCUACGUACAUAAAUAGGCUACGACGAAAAUAUGUUUAUUAAUAUAUUAUUAGUUAUUAAAAUAAAGCACAUAUAUAAUACAUAUUGCACAUAUAUAAACGAUAUGUUUUAUGGUAAAAUAUUAUUCUCAUGCCCGACUGACAGGAAAUCCUUGCGACAUCUGCUGUGAGAAAAGAGAAUAGCAGCCUGGACAAAAAUGGCCGAACGCGAGACAACAUAGUGUUGUCACAUAAGUGAGCGCAAAAUAGCUCUAAACUAGCUUGUACCGGUGUGCUUUUGAUCAUGUAAAAAUUCUGGGUGACAAAACACGCGUAUUUAGGAAAAGUCGUGAACGUAGGGUCCUGGAAUUUAAUCGAGUGAAAAGAUUUUUUUUUUUUGUAAUCGCUGCGGUCAAAUGACCGCAGCCCGGCAGUUCUAGGUAUAUCUAGGUCAAACCCCCACGGCGCUUCUAGGAAUACGCGUCAGCGGUCAAAUGACCGGCGCUUGGCGCUUCUAGUGUUAAGUAUGGAAGAGCGAUACAUCCGUUAAUGAAGACAUGUAGAUAGAAAUAUAGAUAUCACAAUUGACAUAUAAGAUUAAUUUCAUGAAGUACGAAGUGAAUAAUUCCACUUCUAAUAUGAUGAAGUCUUGUAAGAUUUUUUUAUAAAGUGCAUCUUUACUGUUAUUUUGUUUUUAAACUGCAAUAAAAUGCCAUAAUGUG